AUAGAUUAUUAUAGAUGUUUGGAGCCAAAAAGGAAAACAAAGUUAGGAGGGAGGAUUUUGCAUUAACUAUUUCAAAUUAUUGUAUAGUUCUAUUAAAUAAUAACAGUAUAUCAAAUAGUGAUGCUUUUUACAUUUUACCCCGUGAGGAAUUUUACUGUGUUUAUCUUGGGCUGCUAUUACGAUAAUUGUCCUGCCUGAAGGAUCAAGUUUUACCCAUUUAAGGAAUUUUAUAUAGAGUUUUGCUCGCAUAUAUGAUACACAGGAUAAUAAUUCAGUAAAAAUGGAAAAUAGACAGCUAAAAUUCUCUCAGGUCUAAAAACCACUAAUAGUUGUUCAUGUAAUAUAAUCUUAAAAAGAGGAGGACGUGGAACUUUUUAAUGACCAAAUUGACAAGCAAUGUCUGUGUUUUGGUGUACCUCAUCUUAAAUAACCAUAUGCCCCCCAAAUUACACUGAGUAAUUACUUUAGGGGUUUUAUCGACCUUUUACUCUGGACUAGUUGCCACUGCCACUUUCCCGCGUCAUGCUCCUCCCUCAGUCUAGAAGGCCUGAAUUUCAGAUUUCUACUUUCUUCCUCUUUGCCAGAGAAAAGUCUAAACACAGUGUCACAUACUUUUUGAUGGUAUUGAUCUUGAUUUUUCUAGACACUCGCACCCCCCACAUCUAAGUACUGGCUGGUUUGCAGAAGUCCCUUCCUCCGUCCUUCCUGCAUUUCCAGGAUUGGUUCCACGGGACUAAACAAACUCUUAAUCUUCACUGGACAGCCAGCUGGCUACACCAAAGGUGAUCCUUACACAAAACAACAAGAGGAUGGUAUCACUGAAUGACUGCUUUGAGCAUAUUAAUUUCCAGAUAAAACUCAGUGAGGGUGGAGUUGAAGAAGUGGAGAAGCCGUAACGCACUGGCUAUUGUUAAUGGGCAUAACAAAAAUUCUGAGUGGAAUGGAGCUCAAGUAGGUCCUCUGAGUAGAGGACAGAAACGUUAGUAUUUAUUACUACUGUUGUAGUGCUUUAGAUUUUAUUUGUUAUUUGUUUGUUUUAACAGUAUUUACUCUGCACUAGUUUGAACAUGAAUCAAAGCAGCGAUGGAUGUGUGAAAAAGAUUAGCAGUGUGAAUCUUGACAAACUUAUAAAUGACUUCUCACAGAUAGAAAAGAAAUUGGUAGAAACUUCGGGAAGGAACAACGUACUGAAUAUGCAGUUGGAAAAAGCUAACUGUUUAUUAAAAGGAAUGCAAACAAAUGAGGCCUCACUUAAAGAAGAAUGUGCUACUCUUCAUAAUAUGGUAAAAGGGCUACAACAGACCAUUGAAUAUCAGCAUAAUUUGAAAGGUAAAAAUGAACAACUGAAAAGAAAUGCUGAUCUUAUGAAAGAAAAGUUAAAAUCUCAUGAACAGGAAUAUAAGAAUAGCAUUGCCAAACUUAUAAGUGAAAUGAAAAUCAAAGAGGAAGGACAUAAGACAGAAUUAAGGAAACUUUACCAGGAUAUGCAGAAAAAAGUCGAAUUAAAUGAAGAAAAGAAUAAAGAACUGGUAGAGAAAAUGGAGAUGGAAAUUUCAGAGUUAAAUGCAAAGUUAAAAAUUCAAGAGAAGGAAAAACAAACUGAAAUAAUCAAACUACAGCUAGAGUUUGAUGCCAAACUAGCAAGAGUUCAAACUAAACCAAAAUCAUAUCCAGAUUCUACUGUUUUGCCACAAAGUAUCUACAGAAGGAAGCUUCAACAUCUUCAAGAAGAAAAGAACAAGGAGAUUGCAACUCUUCGUAACACCAUUCGAGAACUGGAGCAGCGCCUCUCUGUUGGCAAGGAUCCUCACCUUAAACGUAGACGGUUUUAAGGACAGCAGUAAAUUCAUUUGUUGCUAUUUAACUCCUUUAAAAGCAGUUGAAAACUUUACUUCUAUUGUUAAUAUGAUAAACUGCCUAAAUAAUAACAAUGUAAGAGACAGCUUUAGACAUUUUAAAUUGAGUUUAUUGAAAUAAAUCCACACUAUGGCCAACUAUAUACUGCAUUCUUACUUAAUAGUAUUAACCAUAACGGAGUUCAGGUUCAUAGGACUUAGUUUACCUAGUGAACCAUCAUUGACUAUGGAAAUACUUGCUAAGCAAUCAAGAGAUAGACAACAUUCUUUUCUCUUUCCCCUUAUAUCUUUCAAGACAGGCAUUCUCAAAUCUUAAAGAGUUUGAUACAAUGCAAGGUAAAGAAAACAAUAGAUAAAGCCUUCUUUCAUAGGUGAUAAUAAAAUUUAAGAUUUGAGUCUUAGAUAUAAAAAAGUAUAAAUGGAUAUUUAAAAUGUAGUCAGUAGCAAGGUACUCAUAUGUUAAGUAGCAAGAAUUCACUUCUUCCUUUAAAGGUAUAAUCAGUUAAAACUGUAAGAUUGAAAAGACAAAGGUAACAUUGUUUUGAGAAUUAAGAAAAAAUGGAAAGCAUGUCUUUGUUGUUCUUCCUCCAUUCUAAAUUGCUAACUAUCCAACAGAAACCCCUAGGUCAUAGUUUAUGUUCCUGUUCUCAUUAAUGCAAGUAGAAUGCUGGAAAAAGAAAAAGAAAGACAGACUAACCAAGCACUGCAAUCACCUUUCAGUUGCCCUCUAAUGAAAAAAAA
This is a messenger RNA of Myotis brandtii (Brandt's bat), 2597 nucleotides long. It is a transcript of the gene CCDC152, whose product is annotated as coiled-coil domain containing 152. The record is from RefSeq and is a predicted model, not a curated record. The coding region runs from base 1068 to 1832 and encodes 254 amino acids. The transcript is spliced from 9 exons. Lineage: Eukaryota; Metazoa; Chordata; Mammalia; Chiroptera; Vespertilionidae.